GACCGGUGCGUCCGUGCCAAACGGCUCCGAAGCUCGCGGGGCGGGAUGAGAGGAGAACCCGGCGGAUCCGCAGAGUCCAGAGAAAGACGACGGAAGAGGAGUACGCGGCUCGGCGGUGACUGGUAGUUCGAGGUGGGCCAUGCCCGGACAGUGAGAGGCCCGCGGGCCCCUGCAGAGCGUCCGGGCCCGGAGAAGUCCCGGGAGGAGCCGGCUUCGGGAUGCCUUCCGCCCCGAGCGCCCGCUGAUCCGCCCAGAGCCGCGCUCGUUUCCGUGCUGCAGCAUCCGAGAGGAGCCGUGCGCGCCCGCGCCGCGCGCUCCGGGUCACCAUGAGCCUGGUGUCGGGCUUCCCGCACCACCCGGUCGUGCACCACCACGACACGCACCACUACUCCCUGCACGCCGCGGCCGGACGCUGUCACGAGGACACCGGCGCGCCCCCGUACUUCACGAGCUGGCUGAUCAGCCACGCGGACGUGUCCCCCUCUGACUACAGCCUCGCGCCGGGAUACAGUCCGGAGUACCACGGGAGCGGCGGCGGCGGCGGCGGCGGCUCCGGCGGCGGCCUGGACCCGCACCACCACCACCACCACCACCACUACGGCCCCGGCGGCCUGGUCCCGGGGCCCGGCGCGCUGUCCGUGAACGGGGCCGCGGUAGGCAUGCACCACCACCACCACCACGCGCACCCCCGCACCGUGAAGCGGAGGCCCACGGCGAACCGCAAGGAGCGGCGGCGGACCCAGAGCAUCAACUCGGCCUUCGCGGAGCUGCGGGAGUGCAUCCCCAACGUGCCCGCGGACACCAAGCUGUCCAAGAUCAAGACUCUGCGCCUGGCCACCAGCUACAUCUCCUACCUGAUGGACAUCCUGGACAAGGACGGACAGCACGGGGACACGCAGGCCUUCAAGGCCGAGCUGAAGAAGACGGAGGCUCGCGAGGAGCGCAGGAAGAGAGAGGCGGUGGAGAUCCCGAAGACAACUUCAUCUUCGUCUUCAUCUUCGUCCUCCUCGUCGUCGGGCGAUAAGAAGAGCAAAGGCCGGACUGGAUGGCCGCAGCACGUCUGGGCUCUGGAGCUCAAGCAGUAGUGACUCCUCCGUCCCCCGUCCCUCCGUCCCUCCGUCCUCCCUCCACCCCGCGGGCUGGAGGCGCGCCUCGGCCCGUGAGGACAGCGGCGGCGGCGGCGGCGGGGCCGCGCUCUGCGCUCCCACGAUGAAGAACUGUGGCACAGUCUUCCUCUGUCGGCCCGACCGGAGCCGGCCCGGGGAGCCGGCCGCCGGCAGCCGGGCCCGGUGCACUCGGCGCGGGUCUGUUAGUCACGGUGAGGCGGGAAGGAGGCCGGGCUCCGCGGUGGGAACAGAACCGAGGAGCAGUUUGUGCGUAAUGACGCAUCAAGCCGAAAACACGAGGAACACACCGCGGCGACAACAGUCACAAUUAUUACAAUAUACAAAGAUCAGAGGGCUCCAACCAAUGGUCCGCGAACCCGAGAGUGUCCGCGGGAAGCCCCAGCGCGCGGACCCUGGUGAGAUUUUAAUUUAAUUAAAGAUAAAUUAAAACGCCUUCAACAGAAACGGAAAGAAAUGAACAGAUGAUUCAGAACACACAGCUCCUGUUUUUCAGCACUAAUAUUUGAAACCAAAUGUUCUCUUUCACCCUUGGGAUGUUUUUUUAUUCGUCCUUAGAAGCUCUCGGGCAGUACUGGAGUUAAAAUAAAAACAGGACCAUGAUUAAUUCAGAUACUUCAGUGUUGAAUCCACGAGGUCCAAUUUAACAUGACUAAUAAUUUAAAAUCCAAGAUCCCCCUCAGUCUGUUCAUGAAAAAGAAACCUUAAACUCAUUUUACAAUUCUAACUGAAUGAUUACAAACUGUACUCAAUUACAAUUAAAUGUUUUUGAAUUUUUAAUUUCAAUUAAAAAAAGCUGCUAAAUGAAGUAAGUAAGUUUUAAUGGAACUUUUUACCCGUUGGCUCUUUUUGUCUUCUUCAUUUGAAUCAUCAAGUUUUUAAAACAAAUUUAAUUCAAACAAUAAAUUUGGCCCCAUGGUAAAAACAGUGUGAAAAUAAAACCGGGUUUCAUCUGUUAGAAGCAUAAAUUCACAGACUUUGCAGGUAAGAAUAUUUAUUUAAAUUGUGGGUUAAAUUUAAUUAAAAAGCCAAGUAGAUUUCAAUUUUAAAAAUGUCCUGUUUGAAAAAGAGCUCUGUGAUUUCAGAGUAGCUCACACUUACUUUAAUUUGCAGCUUUAUGGUUUUGAAAAAGUAUCGAGUUGAAACAAGGCGCAGAGAGAAGAAACCAUGUUUGAUCCCGUUAUGUUUCUCCACAUUCCAGCUCCUCCUUCAAAUCCAGAGGCCAAAGAAAUCUGGUUCAUGAAACUAAAGUCAGGAACAUGAGUCAGAGUGUCUGGAGUCGGGUUCCACGGUGUGUUCUCGCUGUUUUUACACUGUUUUUACAGUGUACUCCCGGUGUGUUUUCAUGGUGUGCAACUGCUCAAACCAUUCUCAGCUAUGUUCUCACGCAGAGCGGGGUUGCAUUGUGACCCAGUCCAGACCCGGUCUGGUCCUGGUCCAGGUCCAGGUCCAGACCAGGUCCGGUCCAGGUCAAGACCCGGUCUGGUCUGGGUCUACCAAAGUCCCACAUGCCUCCAUCUGCCUCCCCAUCAAUCCUUUCCAUGCCUCACUGCGCCCUCUCUGUCACACACACACACACACACACACACACACACAGACACACACACACACACACACACACACACACACACACACACUCAGGGUGUGGAGGCGCUCUUGCUUUAUUUAACGGAUUAUAUUUAUGUGCAAUGUGGCCGUGAAGGAUCUGCCCCGCCGAGCGACUGACAGCGGACUGUUCCCUCUGAGAGCAGGACAUGGUGUAUGUGAAGACCAGUGUGUGCGUGUGUGUGUGUGUGUGUGUGUGUGUGUGUGUGUGUGUGUGCGUGUGUGUGUGUGUGUUAUCUGGCGGUUUGAGUUGUACAUGUCGUGCCGUCUCGGCCCAGGCGUCCCUGUUGUGGUGUGAAGCCGUGGUGGGAGUCUAAAUAAGGCGUCACGCGGGAUGUAAACAGUGUCAUGAAUCCAAUAAAGCCGACCCUGG
Salarias fasciatus (jewelled blenny) is the source of this 3102-nucleotide messenger RNA. It is a transcript of the gene hand2, whose product is annotated as heart and neural crest derivatives expressed 2. Gene Ontology annotation, biological process: regulation of transcription by RNA polymerase II; heart development. The transcript is spliced from 2 exons. NCBI's taxonomy places the organism in Eukaryota, Metazoa, Chordata, Actinopteri, Blenniiformes, Blenniidae. Gene Ontology annotation, molecular function: RNA polymerase II transcription regulatory region sequence-specific DNA binding; protein dimerization activity; DNA-binding transcription factor activity, RNA polymerase II-specific. The coding region runs from base 327 to 1085 and encodes 252 amino acids. The record is from RefSeq and is a predicted model, not a curated record.